Molecule: messenger RNA, 807 nt
Organism: Arachis duranensis
Lineage: Eukaryota; Viridiplantae; Streptophyta; Magnoliopsida; Fabales; Fabaceae
Exons: 2
Coding region: 127-693 (188 amino acids)
Source: RefSeq, a predicted model, not a curated record
GACUUUGAUGGUCCUAAUCAUAGACGAAGCACCGAACGAAGCCUCCCAUAAAGAAGAGACACGAGGAAGAAACAUGUUUUCAUCGGCUGUAACUACCAACUACCAAACUCAACAAAUCUGGGCGGAAUGCUCGAUGCUCUCCACUUUACUGAUGCAGACUUAUUCCUACUUCCCCCCUUUUAUCUUCUUCACAUUCACACCCUUCUCACCAACGUGAAUAACAACAUCAACAACAACUACUGUGUUAAGUCAGAAUACCUACCCCCCUCUCUCUUUCUCACAACCCUGAAUACCCCCCUCUCUCUCUCAAGAGUUCCAGCGCCACCAGCGCCCUCUCUGCUCAGAGCUGCUGUUGGCAUUGCCAUCUCAUCCUCGUUGUCAAGCCCGCCUCUGUCUUCGUCGUCGUCGGCCGCCCUGAACUCGUGUCUCUGUCCUCGUCUUCGAUCCCUCUCACGGCGAAGUGCGAACGUCCCUCUCUGCCGCCGUGGACUCUUCUCCUCGCCGUUGCAAACCGUUGCUCUUCGAACGGUUGCUCGAUCCUCUUCAAGCGCGUCCUCUCUCUCCGUGAAUCUCUACUCGAAGCCUCGCCCUCGCGAACUGAUCCUCUUGCGAGUUCACUCUCUGUCCAAUUUCAUUCUGUUACAGCCGUUCCUCCCUCUCCGUUCGACCCCGAUUAGACCAUUGAACUAUUAAAUCAGUCACUUGACCAGUUCAAUGGUUGGUUCGGUUCUUGCAACCUUGACGUAACUCUUCCUUGUGAUCUCAACUCUCCAGGUGCUGCACUCUUUCUCAUCUUUUCUAGCUUUG